AAUAAACGAAUAAUAAAAGAGAGAGAGAAUGAUGACCAUUGAAUACGCCCGCCCAGUCAAUUUUCAACGCUGAGAGAAGCCCCCUCCCUAUAAAUACUCUCCAAACCCCUCAUCUUCUUCACAUCCCAUACACUUAAAAAAACACGUCCAUGGCUGUGUUCCCAAGGCUUCUCUUCAAGCUCCUACAACGUGUUGUCUACCAACUCUUGGCCAACUCUUGCUACACAGCAGCCAAGAAGGUGAAGCAAUAUGCCUUCUUUUUCAAACCCCCAUCUCUCAAGCCCCCCCUCCCACCGCCAUUCUCUCUCUACCCCCACGUCUCCAAAUGUAGCCUCCAAAAUAGAGCUUCCCACACUCUUGUUUCCGACUUCCAUGGCUCCCUUUUGAGGCCCUCCUCCAAAGAUUGCUCCUUUUUCCCUUACUUCAUGCUCCUCGCCUUCGAAGGUGGCAGCCUUGUCAGAGCUCUCAUUCUGCUGCUUUCUUGGCCGAUUAUCUGUCUUUUGGAUUGGGAGCCCAAAUUGAAGGCCAUGAUUUUCAUUUCCUUUUGCGGGUUACCUAUAAAAAGCAUGGCCAAUGUUAGCUCCACCGUCCUUCCUAAAUUCUAUCUCGACAAUCUUAACCUUCAUGUGUUUGAGGCUUUCCAAGCCAUUGGGUGCAAGGUUGUGUUCACGAGCGUGCCUAGGGUUAUGGUGGAGGGGUUUUUGAGAAAUUAUUUGAAAGUUGAUGAUGUUGUAGGGACAGAGUUGCAAGCUUGUGGUAACUACUUCACUGGCUUGGUGUCCGGGAGUGGGUUGGUCGUGAAGCACAAGGCUUUAGUGGAGUAUUUUGGAGAAGAAAGAAGGCCCGACGUUGGCAUUGGAGCCCCAAAUCUCCAUGACUGUCCUUUUAUCUCUCUUUGCAAGGAAGCGUAUAUUGUGAACAACGAGGACAGCAGAAGGUCGGGAAGAGAAAGAUGCCCAAAGCCACUAAUAUUUCACGAUGGAAGAUUGGCGUUUUUACCAACUCCUCUCGCAACUCUUUGCAUGUUCAUGUGGAUUCCUGUGGGGAUAUUUGUAGCCAUUUUCAGGAUCUGUAUUGGCAUCGUCCUUCCUUACAGAUUAGCCAUUUUGUUAGGGUGUUGGAGUGGGCUACGCAUAAAUCUGGAAGGCUACAACCGAAGAAGCCUUGACUCAAAGCAACACAGAUCCAAAAAGGGAGUUUUAUUCGUUUGUAGCCACAGAACACUUCUGGACCCUGUUUUUCUAAGCACUUCAAUGGGGAAGCCAUUGAUUGCAGUGACUUACAGUCUAAGCAAAUUCUCAGAAAUCAUAGCUCCGAUCAAGACGGUGAGAUUGACAAGAGAUAGAACGAAAGAUGGGGAAGCAAUGCAGAGAAUGCUAGAAAAAGGGGAUUUGGUUGUUUGUCCAGAAGGGACGACAUGUCGGGAGCCGUAUUUGUUGAGAUUCAGUCCGCUGUUUGCGGAGCUGACGGAUGAAAUCGUGCCUGUGGCUGUGAAUACGAAGGUGAGCAUGUUUUAUGGGACGACGGCGAGUGGAUUCAAAUGGCUGGAUCCCAUAUUCUUCUUGAUGAAUCCGAGGCCGAGCUACCGCAUGGUCGUUCUUCCUAAGCUUCCGAGGGAGUGGACGUGUGGGGGAGGGAAGAGUAGCUACGAGGUUGGUAAUUAUAUUCAGAGACAAUUGGCGGAUGUUUUGGGGUUCGAAUGUACUAAGCUUACAAGGAAGGACAAGUAUCUGAUGUUGGCAGGGAAUGAAGGGUUGGUUCCUCCCACACAGUGAAAACUCAAUUCCAAAAAUCCAUCCUGGGGUUUUGUUUCAUCCGUUGUGAGGGUUUGUUUAAUGCUGUUUUUAAGCUCGCCAUCGAUUUCCUCUGCUGGGAUGGAAAGAAAGUAUGCAUACAUUUUACGAAACGGUCUUACUUCCAGUGUCACCCGACUGUUUUCAUCAAGCCUGUUUUUUCUGGGUGUUCGAUGUCAUGUGACCCAGCCUACACAUUCAUUCUAGCUCCUCCACGUUCAUAUCUUGAUAGUUGAUGUCUCACGACCUAUUCCGUGAUUGUUUUUAAGCUUAUCUUCGUCAUUGGUGUCCCAUGUUCUGUUGUAGUUAAUUAUAUAUGUUAGACAUGUUCUUCCAAUA
Messenger RNA from Cucurbita maxima (winter squash), 2132 nucleotides. RefSeq names its product glycerol-3-phosphate acyltransferase 1. The transcript has 2 exons. NCBI's taxonomy places the organism in Eukaryota, Viridiplantae, Streptophyta, Magnoliopsida, Cucurbitales, Cucurbitaceae. The record is from RefSeq and is a predicted model, not a curated record. Gene Ontology annotation, biological process: cutin biosynthetic process. Gene Ontology annotation, molecular function: glycerol-3-phosphate 2-O-acyltransferase activity; phosphatase activity. Bases 150 to 1775 code for a protein of 541 amino acids. Gene Ontology annotation, cellular component: membrane.